CCUGCCAGCUUUUCUGCUAGAAAGUCACGUGCUCUUAAAAUAAUAAACUUUAUAGCGUAAGGAAAUUCAAAAUAAGUUAUAAGCAUGAAGGCGCAGACUCCCAAAAAGAACGCCUCCAAGGCCAAAUCGAAGGCCACAGUGCCGCCGAAGAAUGCCCAACCAAAGGUGGCCGCUGCAGAGACCGCAGCUCCUUCGAAAUCUUCUGCCCAGCCGCUGUCCUCCAAAAAAGUAGCCAAAGCUCCAGCGGUGGCUCUAAAAAAUCUGGAGCUGGCCAUGAAGGAGUCGGCUAAGAAAGCUGUCGAAACUGCUAACAAGAAGUUGGGCUCAUCGUCUGGUUCUUCGGCCACUGUGAUUGGUAAAAGGCCGAGGUCUGCACCUCCAAAUCGCGAGGCAAUAACCAAACCCAAAGCUCCAGCUGCCAAAAAGGUAGCCCCGCAACCAGACAUUAAGUCGAAAACUACGGCAACCCCGAAACCCAAAAAAAAGGAAGUGGUGGCGUCCAAGACGGAGGUUGCACCUAAAGCUACCGGAAAUAAGGCUGCUGCUGCUGCUGCCACAUCCAAAGCUAAACCGAAGCCGAAACGCCCGAAGAAUAUACUGCGCGGAAAAGGGUUGGCCAAAAAGAAGGUCUGGCAACGCUUCGUCAUCGACUGCGCAUGCGUGGCCGAGGAUUUGAUCCUGGACGUCGCCGACUUGGAGAAGUACCUCAAGACGCACAUCAAGGUCAAGAACAAGAUCAAUCAGCUGGGCGACCUGGUGACCUUCGAGCGCUCCAAUAAAUUCUCGCUGAUCAUCCACAGUGGGGUGCACUUCUCGAAGCGCUAUUUCAAGUAUCUGGCCAAGCGAUAUCUCAAGAAGCACAGCCUGCGCGACUGGGUUCGUGUUGUGUCCACCGGCAAGGAAACCUUCACCAUGCGAUACUUCAAGAUCCAGGACGAUGAUGAGGAGGAUGACACGGAGACGAAGGCUUAGAGAUCAGCCCACACUCACAUUUUUGUAAUCCGAAAAAUGUUACAUUUUCCAUGGGCCAUGUCUUUAUAAAUCAUUUAGUUAAAUGAGCUAAA
This is a messenger RNA of Drosophila rhopaloa, 1064 nucleotides long. RefSeq names its product 60S ribosomal protein L22 (gene RpL22-like). The coding region runs from base 85 to 972 and encodes 295 amino acids. Gene Ontology annotation, cellular component: ribosome. Gene Ontology annotation, molecular function: RNA binding; structural constituent of ribosome. Gene Ontology annotation, biological process: cytoplasmic translation. NCBI's taxonomy places the organism in Eukaryota, Metazoa, Arthropoda, Insecta, Diptera, Drosophilidae. The record is from RefSeq and is a predicted model, not a curated record. The transcript is spliced from 2 exons.